Amaranthus tricolor (Joseph's coat) is the source of this 1452-nucleotide messenger RNA. Its product is annotated as NAC domain-containing protein 83-like. Bases 282 to 1163 code for a protein of 293 amino acids. The transcript has 3 exons. The record is from RefSeq and is a predicted model, not a curated record. NCBI's taxonomy places the organism in Eukaryota, Viridiplantae, Streptophyta, Magnoliopsida, Caryophyllales, Amaranthaceae. Gene Ontology annotation, biological process: regulation of DNA-templated transcription. Gene Ontology annotation, molecular function: DNA binding.
CUACCCAAAAAAACACAAACCUUUGUCAUUUUAAAUAGUUAACGUCAAAGGGAAAAGAGGUUGAGUCUGGUUUACGCCAAUUCUUCCCUUUUAAUUUCCUUAUUCUAAUCUUCUCUCUUAACCUCAAUCUCCCCAUUACUAUAAAGAACCUUCCCUUUUCCCCUCUCUCUCUUCAACUCUCUCUUCAACUCUCUCUUUUCCCUCCUUUUCUUCUUCUUCUUCUUCUUCUUCUCCUCUCUACUGUUACAGAGUACUAAAGGAAAUCAGACCCAAUUUAGAUAAUGGAAAGGAUGAGUUUUGUCAAAAAUGGAGUAUUAAGAUUACCACCUGGGUUUAGAUUUCACCCUACUGAUGAAGAAUUAGUUGUACAGUACUUAAAACGUAAGGUUUAUGCUUGUCCUUUACCUGCUUCUAUCAUCCCUGAAGUUGAUGUUUGUAAAGCUGAUCCAUGGGAUUUGCCUGGGGAAACAAGGGAAGAAAGGUAUUUUUUUAGUACUAAAGAGGCUAAGUACCCAAAUGGGAAUAGAUCAAACAGAGCAACAGUGUCUGGGUAUUGGAAAGCUACAGGGAAAGAUAAAGCUGUUUUUGGUGGUGGGAGAAGUAACAAUAAUAAUCAUAGUGUUGUUGUUGGUAUGAAGAAAACUCUUGUUUUCUAUCGAGGAAAACCUCCUUAUGGGUCCAGAACUGAUUGGAUUAUGCAUGAAUAUCGCCUUGUUGAUGCUAAUGAUCAACCUCAAUUUAUUUCACGAAUUCUUAAUUCCCCUUUCAACAAGAAUUUGAUACAGAGAACAGGAGAAACAAGAGGGAAUUGGGUGUUAUGCAGAAUUUUCCUUAAGAAAAGGAAUAAGAAUGCAGCGACCAAAAAUGAUGACGAGGAAGAAGAAGAGAUAAUAUGUGAGGAAGAGAAUAAAAAAUAUAAUUUUUAUAAGCAGAAUAUACAGAAUAAGAUAAAAAUGAUAACUAAACUUGAAAAGCCAAUUUUCUAUGAUUUUAUGUCUAGAGACUUGAAUUUGCCUGCUCCUUCUUCCUCCUCAUCAGGAUCAAGUGCUGUCACUAACCACGACGACCAUGACCACCACCACGAUGAUUCGUCGGACGAAAUCGACGAAAGCAGUAGCAGCUGCAGUUGUAAUAGUUUGGCAUAUUUUAGAAGAAAACUUUAACAAUCAAGAAGUAUAGGUCAAUUAAUUAAGUUAUUGUACCCGAGUUUACAAGUAACAAAUUAGAAGUAUAUUAUUAUUAGUAGGGAGUAAUAAUAAGUAAUGUUAAGUUAUUUUAGUGUUUUAUUUUCGUGUUUUAAAUUUCCAACAAAAAGGAAGAACCAAAACUUUAAAGAGGGAGUAUUUAAGGGUUCUACGUCAAGAUAUUAGUGGUAAUUGUCAAAUUUUACAAGCAUUGGAUUCAUUUGUGUACUGCUUUUGGCCAUUACUUCAAAACACCAUUUUUCACUAA